AGGGAAGAAAGAAGAAAGAAGACGUCGGUGAAAAGAGCAGUAUAAAAGAGAGGGCAGUUAAAAGUAUCGGAAAUCUCUCGCACUUGAAAACUCAAAAACGAGUUGUUUUCUGUUUUUCACCUCCCACUGUUUUUCACCUCCUAAAACUUCCGACUUUUUGACCAUAUUCCUCUUCCCAGUAACUCUCUCUUUUUUAAUUUGGCUUAUCUUUCUUUCUCUUUCUCUUUCUCUUUCUAUUUAUUUUAAAAAAUAAAGCUUUUUUCAUCUUCUACGACUAGCCAUUAAAAGAAACCCUAAUUCUCUUUCUCUCUGCAAACUCUUUGGAGUUCACAGAGAUAAAAAGAAGGUAAACAAAAAAAAAAAAAAAGGAGGGCAAUAGGUGGAAUCAAGUGUGGGAUAUGUCCUUCAAUCAAUCUAGGUCGGAUAAAAGCGAGCAACAAUACCGAAAAUCCGGGCGAUCAGCCAGUUUUAAUCAACAGCGGUCCUCCUCAGGCGUUUACAGUAAGGGCGCUGGCGGCGGCCCUGCCCCCUCGCGGUCUCCUUCAUCUUCUUCUUCUUCUUUAUCUUCCAAUCGAAGUCUUAAGAAGUCUAACAAUGCACAAGGAGGGCAAUACCGGUUAAAUUCACUGGCCGCGAACUCUACCGAGUCUAGUAAUACUUCUGCUGGCCGCACCAAACAAAAUGGCGCUCAUUUACAACCCCAGCUACAGGGAGCAUCAGAUGCAUCGAUUGCAAGCAAUGCUGCCCAGCCUGUUCAAUCACCCAUCAUCCAGAAUAGCACUCGAGCUGUUUCAAAAGCUCCAACUUCUCAACCACCCACCAUAAUUUCCGACAGUGGUCUCCCUACAACCGCUGGAAAGGAAGAUCCAUCCAAAGCAUUCUCUUUACAGUUUGGGUCCAUAACUCCUGGUUUCAUGAAUGGAAUGCAGAUUCCAGCUAGAACUAGCUCAGCACCCCCAAAUUUGGAUGAACAGAAACGUAAUCAGGCACGCCAUGAUUCUUCUUUUAAAUCUGUUCCGAAUUUGCCGACUCCCAUUCCUAAACAGCAGCUACCAAGAAAGGAUUCAGUUGCAACUGAGCAAUCUAGUUCUGGGGAGGCUCAUCCAGUGCCCAAGAUAAAAAAAGAUGCACAACCCUCUGCUGUACCCCCUGUGAACCAGACACAGAAGCCGUCUCCUCUUAAUAUACCCAUGACAUCUAUGCAGAUGCCAUUUCAUCACCAGCCUCAGGUUUCCAUUCAAUAUGGCGGGCCUAAUCCACAAAUUCAGUCUCAAAGUGUUACUGCUAGUUCAAUGCAAAUGCCAAUCCAUAUCCCCUUAGCUAUGGGAAAUGGACCUCAGGUGCAGCAGCAAGUCUUUGUUGCAGGUCUUCAGGCUCUUCCAUUGCCACCUCAAGGGAUGAUGCAUCAGGGUGGGGGCUUAAGUUUCACGCCACCCAUAGGUGGCCAGCUUACGCCACAAUUGGGCAACUUGGGGAUGGGCAUUGCCCCUCAGUAUUCUCAACAGCAAGGUGGAAAGUUUGGUGUUACACGUAAAACCACUCCUGUCAAGAUUACUCACCCUGAUACUCAUGAAGAAUUAAGGCUUGAUAAACGAACAGAUAUACGUGCAGAUGGUGGUUCAUCAGUUCCAAGGUCUCAUCCUAACAUGCCUUCUCAAUCCCAGCCAAUUCCUUCCUUUGCACCAUCUCAUUCAAUCAAUUACUAUUCCAAUUCCUAUAAUACCAAUUCCGUAUAUUAUCCGCCACCAAGUUCACUGCCAUUGGCUAGUAGCCAGAUAGCACCCAAUGCCCAAGGACCGAGAUUUAACUAUCCUGUUAGCCAGGGUCAUCAAAACAUUUCUUUCAUGAAUUCAGCGGCUGCCCCUGGUUCAUUGGCAGUUAAUAAAUCUGUUAAUCAUGCUCAUGGCACUUCAGAAUCAGUGAAUGUGGAUACUGUACGUGAUGCACAAAAUGUUAUAUCCUUUGCUACCUCAGGUUCAACACAGGUGACAGUUAAGCCAGCUACUGUUUCUGCUGGGGAGAAGUUUGAAGAUUCCUCUUUUUCAAGUAUCUUGCCUUCUACUGAAAAGGCUGGGUCGCUAAAACACUCUAUGCCAGCUUGUGAGGUUAGUUUGUCUCAGGCUCAAAGGGAUUUGGAUACUUUCCCGGAAAGCUCUGUACAACAGCCAAAACUUGGUAAUGAAUCCUUAACAUCCGAGUCAUUACCAGCUGCAGCUAAACAAUCUGGUGGAGUUCCAGCGACUAACUUGGAUGAGAGCCAGCCAUCUAGUUGUGUAUCUUCUGCUUCAGAUUCCACAUCCAAGGAGUCUACGCCAGUUUUUGCCAGUAAUGAAGGCAAGAAGAGGGAGGGAUUGAGUAGGUCAAACUCUAUAAAAAAUUAUCAGAAGAAACCAGUACAAGAAGGACAAAUUCAGCCACCAGUUCAGUCUACAUCAACAUCCUACUUGGGUACCAACCCUGCAGAAUAUGGUGUUUCCUCAGAAAGUGCCGUCACUGAAGCUCUAGAGGCUAAAAAGGCUUUAACAUCAUUAGCAGCUGCUGAUGUUUUGUCACAAUCUACCAGGGAAUUUCCAACCAUUAAUGAGGCUUUGCCUUCGUCCUUAGACCCGAAGACAGAGAGCAAAAUAGAAGGCUUAAACUCUGUUUCUUCUGAAGUUUCUGGUACUGGCAGUAAACUUGAUAGCUUUGACCUUGUCAAGCAUGCUAAGUUUGAUGGUUCUUCCAAGCUGGAUGAACUACCAAGGUCUGAAAUUAGUGGAAUUAGUGAUGAAGAGGAAAAACAUUUACCUGAAGAGCACUUAAAAGACAGCGUUAGCCUUGAGAUUUCUUCUCAACCGGUUCCCUUGAAAUCUACGGAGCUUAAAUCUGAUCAGGACUCUGCUUCAAAGGUAGUAGCUACCGACAAUGUUGUUCAUACCCAAGGAACUGAGCACAGGGUACUAAAUGAAGAUUUGAGUGGCAAGGUAGAAAAUGUGGAAGUCAGUGAUAGUAAGGAUAUCUCGACCUCUAGAAUUGCUGACUCUACUGAUAUCGAAGGUAGUCAUGUUACUAAAUCUGGCAUAUUGGACCAGCAGUCUGCAUCUGUCCCAUCUCCUGAUCUCUUAGAGUCAAGUUCAAAUUAUGAAGGGGAAGGUGUUCUGUUACCUAGUUCAAAGGACAAACCAGGGUCACAACUUAGUAGGACAAAGAGUACUAUAACUAGUGGGAAGAAAAAAAGAAGAGAAAUUCUUCAGAAAGCAGAUGCUGCCGGGACAACUUCCGAUCUCUAUAUGGCGUAUAAAGGUCCCGAGGAAAAGAAAGAGACUGUCGCACCUUCAGCAAGUGCGGAAACCAGUUCUGUUGGUGUGAAUUUGAAGCAGACAUCUCAUGAGGCCCUUCAGGUGGAUUCCAUAGAAAGAGAGAAAAUUACACAGAGUAAAGCUGAACUCGAUGAUUGGGAAGAUGCUGCUGACAUAUCUACACCAAACUUAGAAACUUCAGACACUGACGAAAAGGCUCAUGGAGGUCUACCAAGUCAUGAGGAAGAUGGAAGUGGGAAUAUAACGAAGAAGUAUUCCCGAGAUUUCCUUCUUAAGUUUGCUGGACAAUAUACUGAUCUUCCACAGGGAUUUGAUAUUGCUUCUGAUAUUGCAGCGGCCUUGAUGGCUGCAAAUGUCAAUGCAUCUCAUGCUGUUGAUCAUGAUUCAUACGCUAAUCCUGGAAGAAAAUUAGAUAGGCAAUCCAGUGGAUCUCGAUUCGAUCGCCGUGCUAGUGGAAUUGUUGAUGAUGACAGAUGGAUUAGACCACCUGGUUCUUUUGGCCCUGGAAGGGAUCUGCGACUUGAUCUUGGUUAUGGUGCUGUUGCAGGUUUUCGGCCUGUCCAAGGAGGUAACUUUGGUGUUCUAAGGCACCCAUGGGCGCAAACACCUCUCCCAUAUCUCGGAGGGGUCCCUGGUGGACCAAUGCCGCAUAUGAGUCCACAUGGAGGGAUGCAACACAGUGGUCCUGAUGCUGACAGGUGGCAUCGUGGUGUUAUGUAUCAGCAGAAGGGUUUAAUUCCCUCUCCACAGACUCUAUUGCAGACAAUGCACAGAGCUGAAAGGAAGUAUCAAGUGGGUAAAGUGACUGAUGAGGAAGAAGCCAAGCAAAGGCAGCUGAAGGCCAUUUUGAACAAGCUAACUCCUCAAAAUUUUGAGAAACUCUUUGAGCAAGUAAAAGCUGUUAACAUUGACAAUGCAGUUACACUCACUGGUGUCAUCUCACAGAUCUUUGACAAAGCUUUGAUGGAGCCUACUUUUUGUGAAAUGUAUGCAAACUUCUGCCAGUGUCUGGCUGGGGAGUUGCCUGAUUUUAUCGAAAACAAUGAAAAGAUAACUUUCAAGAGAUUGCUGCUGAACAAGUGCCAGGAGGAAUUUGAGAGGGGAGAGAGAGAGCAAGAAGAAGCAAAUAAAAUAGAGGAAGAGGGUGAGGCUAAGCUGUCUGAGGAGGAAAGAGAGGAGAAGAGAAUCAAGGCUCGAAGACGAAUGUUAGGUAACAUUAGACUUAUUGGGGAGUUGUACAAGAAGAAAAUGUUAACUGAGAGAAUAAUGCAUGAAUGCAUCAAGAAACUACUUGGUGAAUAUGAGAAUCCUGAUGAGGAAGAUGUUGAGGCAUUGUGCAAAUUAAUGAGUACGAUUGGAGAAAUGAUUGACCAUCCUAAGGCAAAAGUGCAUAUGGAUGCUUAUUUUGAGAGGAUGGCGAAGUUGUCGAACAAUAUGAAAUUGUCUUCUAGGAUCAGGUUCAUGUUGAAGGAUGCUAUUGAUCUGAGAAAGAAUAAAUGGCAGCAGAGGAGGAAAGUUGAAGGGCCUAAAAAGAUUGAGGAAGUGCACAGAGAUGCUGCUCAAGAGCGACAAGCACAAUCCGGUAGGCUUGCUCGUGGUCCUGGCUUCAAUGCUACUGCAAGAAGAGCACCCAUGGAUUUUAGUCCACGAGGGUCAAUGUUAUCUUCUCCAGGUUUUCAAAUGGGUAGUUUCCGGGGGCUGCAGGGUCAACCCCAUGGUUUUGGGGCUCAGGAUGUUCGCAUGGAUGACAGACAGUCUUUGGAGUCUAGGACUCUAUCGGUUCCCUUGCCUCAAAGACCAACUUGUGACGAUUCUAUUACUUUGGGCCCCCAGGGUGGCCUUGGUAGAGGGAUGUCUUUUAGAGGACCACCUGCAAUGUCCAGUACUCCCUUAGCUAAUAUUUCUCCAAUUUCUGGAGAUUCAAGAAGAACUGCUGGAUCAAAUGGUUUUAGUUCUGGAUCAGAGCGAAUGACUUAUGGUCCUAGAGAGGAUCUCAUGCCAAGAUUUGGAACUGAUAGGUUUGCACUAACAGCUGCUUAUGAGCAUCCGAGUUCCCAGGAACGGGGCAUGAAUUUUGGUAAUAGGGACUCGAGGACCCCGGAUCGCAGCUUUGUUAGACCUCUUGCAGCUUCACCUUCCACACAAGCCCAAUCAUCUGGUUUCAGUCAAAAUAUUCCUCCUGAAAAGGGCUGGUCUGAGGAGCGCCUGCGUAACAUGUCCAUGGAGGCAAUUAAAGAAUUUUACAGCGCUAGAGAUGAGAAAGAAGUUGUUUUGUGCAUCAAAGAUUUGAAUUCUACAAGCUUCCAUCCAACAAUGAUUGCACUAUGGGUAACGGACUGUUUUGAGAGAAAAGACAUGGAACGUGAUCUUUUGGCAAAGCUACUUGUCAACCUGACAAGGUCCCAUGAUGGUGUAUUGAGCCAGGCUGAACUUGUUAAAGGGUUUGAUUCUGUCCUGAGUACAUUGGAGGAUGCUGUGAACGAUGCGCCAAAAGCUCCAGAAUUUCUGGGACGUAUUUUUGGGAAAAUGGUAGUGGAAAAUGUGAUAAGUAUGAAGGAGAUAGGGCGGUUAAUACUGGAGGGUGGGGAGGAAGCAGGGCAGAUAGUGGAAAUAGGGCUGGGCGGGGAUGUAAUGGGAAGCACCUUGGGGAUGAUUAAAACGGAGAAAGGAGAAAGUGUGUUGAAUGAAAUUAGAGGUAGCUCCUGUUUGCGGCUGGAGGACUUUCGGCCUUCGCAUCCUAACAGAUCAAGGAUUUUAGAAACUUUUUUUUAAUUUAGAACAUAGCGAGUGCAGUGAAUAGUGAUGCUCCCUUUGGUUUUGUUAUAAGAAAAUUCAUGUCUGGCCUAGCCUAGCCUAGCCUAGCCUUGGGUUCUUGUCAAGUUCCAAGCUUCUUUGCUAUGUUUGAACAUUAUUAUUAUCUUGCAAAUAUUCACUUCACAAAAAUUAUGAAAA
Molecule: messenger RNA, 6251 nt
Organism: Gossypium arboreum
Lineage: Eukaryota; Viridiplantae; Streptophyta; Magnoliopsida; Malvales; Malvaceae
Product: eukaryotic translation initiation factor 4G-like
Exons: 10
Coding region: 399-6071 (1890 amino acids)
Cellular component (GO): eukaryotic translation initiation factor 4F complex
Molecular function (GO): translation initiation factor activity; mRNA binding; protein binding
Source: RefSeq, a predicted model, not a curated record